Molecule: messenger RNA, 438 nt
Organism: Acanthoscelides obtectus
Lineage: Eukaryota; Metazoa; Arthropoda; Insecta; Coleoptera; Chrysomelidae
Source: the annotation of a GenBank genome assembly
AGAUGGAAAAGUUGAUAAAAACGGGUGUAAUGACAAAAAUCAAAGUGAAACCGACACGACAGAAACUUACUCUGAUGACCCACAAUCCGAAGAAAAAGAGAAUCGUUAUAAAAAAACUGCUAUAUCAUGUUCGAAAAGUCCAAAAAAUAGUUGUUCAGAGACUAAUGAAAAGAGAAGAGGUAGGCUAAGAAAAGCAAGGGCAAAAAGUGAAAGUGAGACCGAUUCUGCCACUUCGGAUGAAGAGUUCACUUUGAUAAACAAACAUAAGAAACUAGUAAUGGUAAACGAUAGGAAAAGGAUACAGCCGAAAAGAAAUAGCUCCAGCGAAAUCGAGUCAUCCUGCGAUGACUCCACAUUGUCUGAAAUCGAGGAAGUUAAUAUAUCUGCAAAAACGAUUCAGCAGUUGGAAGUCCCACUUCGAAUGUUGAUAGAACAGUA